UAUAAAAAUUAAAUUAAAAUGUUUAGUACUAUACUAUAAUAUUAUUGUUCACAACUUUAUUAUUGUACAAUUUAACUUUUUUUAAUGAAAUUUGGAAGUAUCUAAUGGUGAUGUAAAUCUGGGAAAGUAAGAGAGUUAUCAUGCUCACAUCAAGUAGUACUGAAGUAGACCCGAGAGAGGUUACGUCAUGUUUCCGUCAGGUAUAGUAGAUGGAGUAGACCCGGGAGAGUUUACAAACGGCCAUAUUAUUAUUUAUCUAUAGAAGGACGGAAACCAAAACAAAAUUUGCGGUUUUUUUGUUUUUAACCCCGGUUCUGCACACCGGUUUUAAUACCUAACCAUAACAAAAGUCUUAGGGUUUGGUUCUGGUUAUAUGAACUACUAAGGUUUUGGUUAACAACUCGCAUACUGUUUUUUUAUGAAUAAAACAAGUACUGGCUUAAAUACCCGGACACGUCAAUAAACUCUAAUAAUAUGGAAACCAAAUAGUUGUAUGAAAAACAAUUUCAUCUUAAACAAACAUUGUUUACUGACAAAAGUAAAUUCUUUACAAAUCAGUGGAAAAAUGGAGAAUUAUAAUCCUUAUUCGUGCGAUGUAUGCGAUAAAUCGUUCAGUAAAAGUAGCACUUUGACAACACACCAGCGCACGCACACCGGCGAAAAACCGUACCCUUGCGAUGUCUGUGAUAAGUCAUUCAGUCAAAGCGGCAGCUUAAAGAGACAUCGACGCACGCACAGUGGCGAAAAACGUUUCGCGUGCAAUGUGUGUGACAAGUGUUUCGGUCAAAGUAGCAGUUUGACGGAACAUCGGCGCACGCACACUGGCGAAAAACCGUACGCAUUUGAUGUAUGUGAAAAAUCGUUUGGUCAAAGCAGCAGUUUGACGAAGCAUCGGCGCACGCACACCGGUGACAAACCGUACACGUGUGAUUUGUGUGACAAGUCAUUCACCGACAGCGGUAGUUUAACAAGACAUCGGCGCACGCACACCGGCGAAACACCCUACGUAUGUGAUUUGUGCGACAAGCCGUUCAUUGAAUGUGGCAUUUUGACGACACAUCGACGCACGCACACUGGUGAAAGACCGUACGCUUGCGAAGUAUGUGACAAGUCGUUUGGCCAAAAAAGUAGCACCGGCGCACGCACACCGGUGAUAAACCGUACGCAUGUGAUACGUGUGACAAGUCGUUCGGUGAGAGUGGCAGUCUGACAAGACAUCGGCGGCGCACGCAUUCUGGCGAAAAUUCGAAAGUGCGUCAUGGUGUACGACGUGCUGUAAUCUGUAUGGAUUAAAGGUGCAGUAUGAUCAAAGGGAUGAACUAUUAAAAGAUGAUAAAUCUUGAUAACAUAGUAUUAUGGUAGCACUGUUCAAGCGUUAAUUAUUUCAUGUACCUAGUUAUUUACUUAUUAGCUAUUAAUAUUAAAUUGUUAAUUUGUCAUGUGCAAAAAUAAAAUGUACUCAUCUCAUAAGGUUUUCGAUAUUUCAAAAAUACAAAGUGGUUUUCAAUUUUCCAUUUAAAAUAUUGAAUAUCAGUAUUUACAAUCAGUAGGUAUUCAUUUUUAUUUUUAUUAUCAAAAGGAAAAUUAUUCAUGUUCGUUGAUGACAUAGCACUAUUUAAUUUUGAAGAUAAUUGGGAAAAAUUGAAACAUACUGUCAAAACCGAUUUACGGUAUACGAGUAUCUAUGACAUGAUGAAAAAAUAUCUGUUAAUACGUCUUAACAUAAACAAAUCGGUUUGCAUGUUACUAUAGUACCUACACAGUUUUCUGUUGGAUAUAACUUUAUAAUUCAUAAAUAUGGAACUGGUAUGACAAAAUGCACUUGUAAACCAACUAAAAUAGUAACUAUUUUCAUUUAAAUAUUUAGGAGUGAUUUUAACCUAAAAUGGUCAUAAUACAUACAGCAUAUUAAAAAUAAAAUGAAGAGCUUAACUGUAUUAUUUUAGAAAAUUCGAUUUCUUGAUGAAUAAAUUAUAAUACAAAUAUUUAUGGCACUAUGUAAUUUGAUUCUAUUAUGCGGCAUAACAUGUUGGGGAGCCUCUAAUAAAACAUACAUUAAUACAUUGCAUAUUAUUACCCAAAAAAAUAUUGUAUAAGUAAAGUACUCCCUACCAUUAAAUUACCCAUCAAAGGAAAUAUUCAACCAUCAAUAUAAAUUAUUUGUUUAUAAAUUAUACAUUAGACAAAUUUUAGUAAAAUCCAUACCACACACUCAAUGGUACAGAAAUAAUAGACGGAAGAACAUAAAAAUACACGAAGCCGUCAUAUACAUUAUUAACAAGUUCAUAAAACUCUCACAAUGUCACGGGAAAAAUCAUAUUAAAAAAUUUAAAUAACGAAGUAGAGUCUAAUAAAAAGUUUAUGUGUACGUUAAUCCGAUAAUACCAAUGAUAAUUAUAAUCAAUAAAAAAUAUAAUAAAUAUAAUUAGUGAUUUUGAUGACAAUCAAUAAAAUUAUAAACAUUUUGUAUUUAAGUAUGUAACGCUGAUGUUAAUUGUGUUUUAAAGUACAUAUCUAUUAUAUUAUGUUUAAUUAAUUAAAUCAUUUUUUUAUUUGUAUAAUUAUUUACUAUGAAAUGAAUUGUAAUAUAGAUGAACUCCGGUAUACCAGAUACGAGCUUAUAGCUCGGCUGGUGUUUGUAUUAGCCAGGGCUUCGAAACGUUUUUAUAACGUUAUAGUAUAACGUUAAACACAUAAAAAAACGAUUGAAAUUGAUAGCGGAUAACAUAUUGAUAAACGAUAAGCGAUUGAAACGAAUAACUGUUAACGUAUCAGUAAACGAUAAACGAUUGAAAUGGUUAACGGAUAACAUAUCGCUAAACGAUAAACGAUUGAAAACGGAUAACGAAACAGAAACGAUAAACGAUUAAAACUGUUUAUCGUUGAUUGAAUGACUAUCAAUAAAAUAUAUAUUAUGGUUAUUUUUGUAAUAUUAUAUUUUCAAAUCACUCUGUUUUAUGUGGGAAACAAGCUAUAUCCAUCAGAUAACGCUAAACGCCUUAUAAUGUUUAAAUGUUUAAAACGUUUAAACGCUUCA
Messenger RNA from Acyrthosiphon pisum (pea aphid), 3037 nucleotides. Its product is annotated as gastrula zinc finger protein XlCGF71.1-like. Gene Ontology annotation, biological process: regulation of transcription by RNA polymerase II. Bases 494 to 1210 code for a protein of 238 amino acids. Lineage: Eukaryota; Metazoa; Arthropoda; Insecta; Hemiptera; Aphididae. Gene Ontology annotation, molecular function: DNA-binding transcription factor activity, RNA polymerase II-specific; RNA polymerase II cis-regulatory region sequence-specific DNA binding. The record is from RefSeq and is a predicted model, not a curated record. The transcript has a single exon.